AAGUGGCCUUGACCUUAUCUAUGGUGAUGGCCCGCGUGAGCGGAACACCCCAACCAAGAGCACGGAAGAAAUGCCUCUGCUAGAUACUUCGUCGACAAGUUCACGGGUCGCGUUUUCGAUCUCUCUUAUGGCCACAACACCUUCUUCUGCGUCGUCUCGUAAGUGACAGAAAAUAGAGGCGACGCGUGUUUUCAGCGUUAUAAUCACAUGACCAAUUAUCCGAAUCGACUAACAUCAUCGUCAUCAUCAUCAUCAUCAUCAUCAUCAAUGACGUGAGCAAUUCUCCGGCGUUCCAAAGCGGUCACAUCUUCAGAUGCAUCUAGAUAGACAGCAAGUAGAUUCGGAAAUGAAAAUGAUCAUGAUGACCGAAGAAAAAUAGUAAUACUUUUAAUCUCCAUUGUUCCAUCCUGAAGCUGAAUCUGAUUCUGUCAGAUCUCCACAGAAAUGGGGAUCCUGGCACUUAGGCCUCCGCCUGGCUAUGCCACUACUGCGUGUUGAGGAUGAUUAUAAUCACUUUAAUUUAUUUUCUAAUACUGCACCUCCCGCCCGAACAAACCGGGACACGGCACAAAGCCCGGGCCUGAAGCUCCACGAGAAAGUCUCUCGUGGCUGUCGCUGGCUUCUUCUUGCUGCUACGUUUCUGCUGGGUAUGGCUUAUUGAGUCUUCAACCUGUGACUAUACUUACAAUACUUCCAUUCUUUCACACAGUAAGGACUAAAAGUAUACCUUUCCAUCUGCUACAUUCACUUCGCAAUCAUUGCAGUAAAACAUUAAUACUAUCAUGAAAAGUUAAGACAUUUUUAGAAUGGACGACGCAGGCUACAUGAAAAGAUUAGGCCUUUCUCCAUGAUAGAUCGUUCCAGAGAUGAACUAACACCAUCGCCAACUAUGGCGGCUACAUAGGACGAUACAUAGAUAGCGUCAUAACAGCAGGUAGGAACAAUGAAGUACGUCGAACGAGGAAGAGGACACACUUAUCGUACUGACUACAUCUUCAUGUUGAGACGAGAUAUUAGCUGUGCUCUAACCAAACAAUCGUGGCGCUAAGUGGCACCUAUUUCCUGAUGCUUUCUCCGGAGGAAAAAGGAGAGUUUGUGGAUUCGAUCAAUGCACUGACAACCAUCGCGUUCUCGUUUCUGCAGCAGCAACAAGGACAGGCUGAAACGCAUGGACAAGCAGAGGGUCAUCGGCAAUCAACGUCCAAAGAGGGAGAAAGACGUCUUAGUAGGAAAAAAGAAAAAAAGUUGAAGAAACGGAAUCUAAGGCAGACAGGUUUGAUAGGAUCUCUUCGAGCAAGAAAAGACUUCAUGCUUACAUCAUCAAGCGUGACAGAGCGAUUGAACAAGUUGUUAUGAUCAUUCUGGGUCUCAUUCAUUUUCAUCUCUUUGAGCUUACUGCUAGUACCCUUCCCACGUAAAAUACGAACUCGGGAAGGAAGUGACUACUUGGAGUCGACUGACUGAGAUGAAAUGAAGCACAUCCUAAGCCGAGAGGGGUUUAUAUUCGGGAAGUCUGGCGGGGAUGGCACUACCGUUGACCGAGCCGAGAAGCAAGGAGAGUUGUGCCCUCAGGGCCUUUUGUCAGCCCCGGACAAGUGCUUUAUGAAUUUGCUUCAAUGCUUGUAAAAAAUACACUCAGACGACGUUCAGAUCUACUCAGAGAUCAUAUCGUGUUUCAAUGCAAGAAUGAGCUAGCAAGUGUUCCAUUUCUCUGCAGUAUACUUUCCAGCAAGUUACUUACAUCCUUAGCUCGACGUUGAGGUGAAUGUAAAAUACAUAGGGAUGCUAUGCGUAGAAGUGACUAUUUUUUCGCUAUUUUUCUAGGUACUUUUUUUUUACUUGGACCUCGUCUUUCACGAUCCCUCCUGUCGUGCUCUUUUUAGUAACUAAAAGGCAACCAGGGCCGCGACCUUGCUCGACUGAAACACCCUCCCCUUUCAUAAAAACGGUGGUGGAUAUGUUUACGACGCUGGAGAAGCAGUGUCACUGUAAGAUUAUGGUAGAUGGUUUCUACAUACAACUAACACAAGUUGCAUUUACAUGCUUCUUUCCUGCGCCUUUUGAGAUGAGAAGAGGACGCCAACACUUGUAUACACAUAAUAGGUGGCAUAGCUAAGAUUUGACCAGUUCUUCUGUAUAAUCAUGUAUAUGGAGAUGUGGCACAAUAAAUGUGCAUAGAAAUAGAUUCAUAAUAGAUGGCUGAGCAUGAUCAAUGGCAAUGCUGGGCGCAAUCAGCAGUAAUACUAUCCCCUUGUAGGUUCAGACUUCUUUUUAGCAUUUAGUACAUUGAUUUUUUUUCCCUAAUCACCAUCAAUAACAAACUGACAUCAGUGUUUGUUUGCUCUCCAUUUGUUGUAUGUCCAGCAUUCAUGAUCAAACCAUCUGCGGGAAUGGUCGAUCAACCGAGCGAGGAAGUUGAGCGAGUGGCGACCAGGGACAUGAAUGCCAGAGUACGCCGAGUCAUGAAAUUUGCGGAGUCAGUGCACAAACUCAUCCACUCUAGUGGUCGAAUGUGUGCUGCUUUAACACCCUUAUACCAAGCCGCGUCACACUAUCAAACUUCUGAUGGUAAUGACUCAUAUCGUGAACAGCUUCCAGAACUGCGAGAACGUGCCGAAAAGGCAGUCCAAGAGGGUGAAGUCGCACUGCGCGAGGUGCACGCGACUGGCAGGAACCAACUCUGCGGUACUGAGCCGAAUUUAGGUAGGGACCAGCCCUUAUGCAAGCGGUUCGACUUCGACCUCGUGCUUGGUACGCCUCAACCAUAUGAAGAUUGUGACCCGUCCACACCCUUGCCCGAGAAGCCUGCAAUUUUCGACCAUGACAUAAUAUGCAAGAGCACGAAAGCACUUGCCAUUGUGAAGCCCCAUGCAAGUGUCGAGCGGGAACGAUUUGGUGGGCAGAAUCCAAUGUAUGUCUGUGCAAGUAUAGUAUGGCAGUUCUGUCCCUUGUACUCUGUUAGCUAACGAGUGAGAACGAGAAACAAACACGGAGCACCAUGGAGAUGACGAGGGACAAGCAUCAAGAAAUCAAUAGGCAUACAUCUGAAUCAGUACAACACUCCAAGCAGUGAAAUCUUUUGCAGAGGCCUCCUGAGUCAUUUACUUGAAUCAAUUACCGCACUCAAAGACCCGGGCUUAACUAGCUUAGCUAGUUAACAAGUACUAGGUAUGGCGUCCGUUUUCCUAUACUUGCGCGACUCCGUCAGAGCAGCCUCGCUGGAACAUUAAGGCUGGGCAUGACCGAUUGCGUGAUAGUCUGUGGGUGUUGAGUAUUGCAUUAGUGUCAUUUAGCUGAACCUGAACAAUAGUUCUGCUAAGACUACAACAGAGAGACCUCUUUUCGUCUUCACAACGACGAACAGCGCUAAGAUCGCAAAAGGAAAGAUCCCCGAUCGUGCAUGGUUUUUGCCGUGAUAACAGGCUUCUCCCCUAUGCGGAAGCGGUAGCAGACCAGGAAAGAUUUGACGUUUCCAAAACUACCCGUCUGUUGAUGUGGAACGAAAAGUUCAUUACACAAGAAGGAGAAGCGGAUUCUGAUUCCAACAAGGCUUUGCGCAAAGCUUAUACCGAUUUCUGCGAGAUAUUUGUGUUCGGCAAGCUGCAAGAGCCGCUAGACCAAAAGGGUGCUUGGUGUACGGAACUAAACACGAAACUGGUCGCGGAUAUUGUUCGCGAAACUUUUAGCCAGUCAGGUGCGAGUCUCCCAACAAGAGAGCCAGAAACGCGUCUCUUUAUGUAUUUUGCGUAGAGUAAGUAAUGUGUCUUAAUCUUUUGAGUACUAUGUGCUCCAGGAGAACCGUAAGUAAUGAGUAAGUGCGUCUUAAUCUUUUGAGUAUGUGCUCCAGGAGAACAGUAAGUAUAAUAUGAACAUUAGAGAGCAGAUUCUCCUGUACAUCGCCACUCUGAACCAUAUCCCCCUUUCAUGAAUACGUUUAUAGAGAAAUCGAGGAAGCCGCAGAAGGAGCAGCACGGGGGCAAGACAGUCGACAAAGCAUUCACUGAAACGGAAGGGGUCUGCCUUAUGGUUUCUGUGUAUUGCUGAAAAAAUGCACGUAGGUUUCUAGUUUGCAGACAUCAUAUGAUAAUCAAGUUUCAAUCUCGCAACAAGGAAGAGAAAACGUUUUAUUAGAUGCUUUCAGGCGAUGCACACAACUUUUCAGACGAGAGGAUCAGGCUGCAAGACCUAUAAGUGUACUCUAUUCCGUGCUACUGGAGUCCGUUUCAUGGAAAGGGAUGCUAAGUUGAGUAUGAACAUGAAGUAGUACUGGUAGUAUUUUCAAUAUGUUGUACUAAACCAACAUUGUGUCCAACUUUCAUUACGGCGGCGCUUGCGGAUCGGGUCGAAGAAUUAGAAGAAAAGGUCAACAAGUUGGAGGCUUUGGCUGCUGCCAUGGGGCCAGUCAAUAAAACGCGUGAGGAGCUUGUUUAG
This is a messenger RNA of Amoebophrya sp. A25, 4431 nucleotides long. The record is from the annotation of a GenBank genome assembly. NCBI's taxonomy places the organism in Eukaryota, Dinophyceae, Syndiniales, Amoebophryaceae.